Gordionus sp. m RMFG-2023 is the source of this 2402-nucleotide messenger RNA. RefSeq lists its product as uncharacterized. The coding region runs from base 46 to 1566 and encodes 506 amino acids. The transcript has 9 exons. NCBI's taxonomy places the organism in Eukaryota, Metazoa, Nematomorpha, Gordioida, Chordodea, Parachordodidae. The record is from RefSeq and is a predicted model, not a curated record.
UAUCAACAAUUUAGCAACCUAUAGCUCGAAGAAUAUUAAUUUAAAAUGGAUAUUACAGAUAUUGAAAAUUUGAAAUUUAUAAUACCCAUAAUGGGUGUCAUAGGCUUAGGAAGCUUUUUAUAUAUCUUUGGUUUUAAAUCUGUUACCCCUCCUACAUUUGAAGAUUUGAUGGAUUCCGAUAAUAAGAAAGGAAAGAAGAAGAAAGCAAAAUACGAAAAAGCAAAAAUAACCAAUGUUAAAAUUAAGGACACAUCAAAUAAGAAGGCAUCUAAUGGUGCAACACCUAAAAUUAAGAAAGAGGAAAAUCAAGUUGAAGCUAAAAUAAAUAAGAACCAAAAACCAAUUGUUGAAAAACCUGAGAAAUUAUCUAAAAAAGCUAAAGAUAAUAAACACCAAAAGCAUGAUGAUGAAAAGACCUCUACAAUGGUUGCAGAAGGAUGGAUGACUAUCCCAGCAAGAAAAGAGAAAAAAUCAGCUCCCAUCAUUACUAAUAAUGCAAAGCCUUCAUCAAAUAAACCACAAAAAUCGGUCCCUCAACAGAGCCAAGAAUCUACUGCCGAUCAUAACAAGGCUACCCCUAAGCCCCCGACGGAUAUCCCGUUUAAGUCUUCUAGGCCUCGCCACAUUUCACACACAACGGAUGAAGAAGUUUACGAACCCAAUAGGAUUCCCCAUAGUGAACCAGGAAAGUCUUACUACGAUGAACAGGACAAUGGGUUUGGGGGGAUGGAUGAUCAUGCGUCCGUGGCUACCUCCACCACUGACAGCACCAUGGCCAAUAACGAUUGGGAACUUUUGAACAUGCCUCCUGGCCAAUCGCUGGAAUCUAAGCCUGCAGUGCCCGAGAUAAUUUACAAGGUUAAGCCUAUUCUGAAACUGACGAGUGACGCCGAUUGGGUAGGAGAAUCUGAAAGUCAUACGCUCGCACUGGAAGGUGAAGGACCCAACGAGUCUAGCAUUGGUAUGGGAGGACUGGCGAUCAAGAAAUAUUACCUGCCAACUCGACAUUGUUGGGGUGGCCAAUUGGUGCCCUCAUCACCUAUGAUGGCUCAAAACGAAGAUAAAGAGGUUGAUAUAGACGAUACUCCCUGGUACGUGAACUAUCAGGCCUACUCACUCUUGGGCGACGAUUCUGAGACUAACCUUGUUGCCACUUCGACUAUUUCGGAUUCGACUAUGGGUCGAUCGCCAGUAGUUAAGUCCUAUCUCUCGGAAGUGGAUCGAAAGCGAGAAAAGCGCUUGCGGGAUUUAACGGCCCGCGGGAACCUCAUGUUUGAGCUGGCUGAAGACACUCCCCGCGCUUCCAAUAUUCCCAAAAUUUCUGGUGCGAAUUAUUCUUCUAGCUCUACCGCUGCCACUUCGAAUAUGAGCACAACUGGCGAAAAGGUUCCUUAUUAUCAGAAACAGGAUAACCCUCUUAAACAAGCCACUAGCGUUCACGUUAACGUGGGGAACGAUCCAGAAUCAGGCACCAACAUCAAUAAGAAGAAAAAGAAUAAAGCCAAAGGAGGUGUAGGUGGCUUAGCUAAUAAUUUGCCUUCCAAUUUGGUCAGCGUGACAGGAUAAUACUUUUUCAAACCCCCAGUGAAAAUAAUUAUUUCAAUCACGCCCUUUUUUUCGAUUUUACGAUAUAUAUUUUUAUUUUACUUUCGAAUUAUUCGGUUUCGUAUUUAAGAUAACGUGUUUAUUUCUAUCACUAUAUUUGAAUUAGCCCUUCUUUAGGCUUGGGGAGGGGGGAGUUUGCUAUUAGAAAUUCAAAUUCUUAUACGUUAUAGCUUCCACUUAAACUUUCAGAUUCAUCGUUAAAUUAACAAAUAAUUAUGUGUUUUAUUUUUAAAAUAUAUUUUUUCUUGUUUAAUCCUUCCACAGUGCGUUUAUGCUCUUCACGAAUAAUAUUCCUAUGAAUAUUUAUCUUGAUCAUUGAUAAUUAAUUGGUUUGUUAUUUUGCAAAUUUUUGGUGCAUUGCAUAUAUCCUCAUUUUUUAUUAAUAGGACUUCAAAUUGAAUUUGCUCUUAUUAUUAAUAGAAUCAUAUCUAAAAAAAAAUUUUUUUAUACGUCAACUUCUUCCAAUCAUUGCAAAACAUAUUUAUUUAUAACAUAUAUAUAUAUUUUGAAAUAAUGUUUAUUUUCUUAAUGUUAACUUAAAAAAAAUCAUACACCUAUCCCCUACCUAUGCUUACUAUUAUUAUGUUAGGAGUUUUGGGGAAUUUUAUAUUUAUAUAAUGAAUUUUACUUGAAUGGUGUUAUACAUCAUUACAUUAAUCAAUCAUAAAUUAUGUUUAUUUUAAUUUUAGGACCAAUCGAUUCAUAAAUAAUAUUAUUUGGACUUAUUUUAUUAUCAUAUAUUUGAAGAAAUCAUUAUAUAUAUCCUUCCAAUUUUUACCUUUAUAUAAAAAUUAUAA